AUGUCAGAUCUGGUAAGGGCCACCGUGCCCGGUACCGCCGCUGUCUCUGGCCGGACUCAAAAUGGAGGAACAUCUCGUACAGCUGCGGCUGCCGGCCCUGGGCCGACCCCGGCCGAACCACCUCGAUAUCGCACCCCCACCGAUGUCAUGCGCGAACGACGGCUACGGGAAGCUCGUCGAGCUGAGGAAGCGGCGGCCAGACAGCGUCAAGAGGAGGAGAGAAGGAUGUUGACAGAGGAACAAGGCGUUGUUGGCGUUGGGGAUGACCCUUCACGAAGAGUAACCGGUAGGACCGGCCCUCAACCGACCCAAACCUACAACAUAAGCGGACCAUCGGCUCAAGCGCCUGGUCCCUCAACUCGAAGACAAGAAAACAUACCUCCGACACAGGCCGGUCCGUCACGAACGGGUGGGACAUCCAGACCGGUUCCACCAGGGGGAAGAGGGCCCCCCGCAACGAUUCAGCGAAAUCGUACGGAAGCAUACGAGCAACUGAACAUUCCUGCCACCGCUAAGCCCACGGCGCCCUCCGAGCAGGUCCCACCGGCCGCCCAACAACCCCAAAUUCCCUCGCAGUCGGUCCCCCCGGUUGGUGCUCAAGUCGAGCCUCAGCGUGGACAAGCUUCAGGAACCCGAGGCCGAAGUCGAUUUCCAAAUGCUUUUGAGAGAUGGGAAGAUCUGUCCGCGCAUUGGGAAGGCAUCGUGUCCUCCUUCAUUCAUCGUUUGGAAAAUAACUCGGAUGAGUUAGCCGGAAAGCCAAUCGAUCGACAGAUGGCUCGACAGAUCGAGGAUUUGUCGGCCGCCGGUGCAAACUUAUUUCACGCCGUGGUGGAACUGCAACGUCUUCGAGCUUCCUCGGAGCGAAAAUUUCAGCGCUGGUUCUUUGAGACUCGGCACGAGCAGGAACAAGCACAAGAACGAUUGGCAGAGCUCGAACGUCAACUUCGGGUGGAGAGAGAAGCUCAGACACUCAGCUCCACCUCUAUCGAAGCGGUCCGUGCCGAAAAGAACCGGGCUGAGGAGCUAGUGAAAGAGAUGCGGCGAGAACUCCAGAUCAGCAAAGAAGAAGCUCGACGUGCUUGGGAAGAGUUGGGGAGACGAGAACAGGAAGAAAGAGAGAGGACGAUUGCUCUGCGGAGUGGAGAACCCACAGUUAUCGGCGGCGUCCAAGUUGUACCCAUGCAAGGUCUUCCCAGUCGACAAGUGAGCGCCGCUCAGCGCCCACAGACUCGAGAUGGACCGAUUGCGGGCGUCGGGCCAACUGCGAUGUCUGGCCAGCAACAGAUGCAGGCUGCCCAGAGACCUCCAUCCCGAAGCCAAACCACAACCACAUCUCUGGACUCCCCUGGUGAAGAGAGCCGACAGUUCACAUACCGACCUGACACGGGCAGUUCACCAACUGUGGCAGAUCCAUUUACCGAGACAUCGCGCCCACAAGCCCAAGUUCGGCGUGAGCCAGACACUCAAUUCUACACAACCCCGCCGCGCCCAACACAACUCCAAACCAGCGCUGCCGCUGCCGCUGCCGCACGUGCUGCAACAAGCGGUGGUCCGUCUCCUGGCAGAGCACCCACCGACCCUCGUUACUACCCGGCUGCCACCACCAAUGCUCCAAUGUCUGGUGCUGUGCCAACUCCAGUCCGCUCCGGAACUGGAGGCACAGACCGCUCUUACAUCCCAUCUACUGCCUCGGCCGCCUCGGAGGAGGAAUAUCACAUCAAUCCAGAUGGCAGCUAUACACGUGACGCCCAAGGCCGAAGAAUUCCUUAUCGCCAACCGAUUGCCCCGGAGGCUGCUGAGCAGAUGAGUGAUGAUGACGUUGGAGAGCAGGAGGACAUCUCUGAAGACGGUGACGAUCAUGCUGCCGAUGCCGAGAGGGAACGGAUGUACGCCGCACAGUAUCGACAGCCUCAAUCUCAGCAAUCAAUUCCCACUACCUCCGCCACAGCUUCCAGUAUUCCGCGGACGACAUCCGGCGCCCUUCCAUCCAUUCCACAAGGCCGAAUUAUCGAUCCGUCAUCCCCUGGUUACGAGGGGCAAGGAUAUGAACCACCACCGGUAGUGACUCAAGCAACGGCAGGCUGGGAAACCCUUCAGACACGUCACCGCCAUCCAACAAGAUUGAGCGAUAUCAUCGAAGAGCAAACCGCUCGUACCAGUCCCAGUCGUACGAGCUACGUUAGUGGCACAGGCGUAUUACCCGGUGAAGGACCAAGCGGGACAGGCAGUGGUUCCGGCAACACAUCUGGAAGGAGAUAA
This is a messenger RNA of Rhinocladiella mackenziei CBS 650.93, 2259 nucleotides long. RefSeq lists its product as uncharacterized. The transcript has a single exon. The record is from RefSeq and is a predicted model, not a curated record. Bases 1 to 2259 code for a protein of 752 amino acids. Lineage: Eukaryota; Fungi; Ascomycota; Eurotiomycetes; Chaetothyriales; Herpotrichiellaceae.